AUGGCAAUUGAUGCGGGUGCGGAUGCCCUCGGCUUCGCAUUUGUUCCUGAUACGCCACGCUACCUCAAAGAUACAAAAGCUGCUGCAAAGAUUAUCGAACAACUUCCCCCUUUCAUCACAACGGUUGGACUGUUUGUCAACGCAGCCCCAGAGGUGAUUCAGGCAAUCGCCGAUGAAUGCCAUCUGGACAUGCUACAGUUGCACGGUGAUGAAUCUCCUCAAUUCUGUCGAGGGCUCAAUCGCAGGGUCAUCAAAGCGGUGCGAGUCAAAGAUGAAUCGAGUUGUUCCCAUCUGUCCGAUUAUCGUGUCAGUGGAUAUCUGCUGGAUACUUAUGUCAAGGGAGCAAUGGGGGGAACAGGAGUAGCGUUUGAUUGGCGGCUUGCUGUAAAAGCGAAACAGUACGGUCAGGUUAUUCUCGCGGGUGGACUCAAUCCUGAUAACGUUGGGGCAGCUGUCCAACAAGUGCGUCCCUAUGGCGUUGAUGUCAGUAGUGGUGUCGAGCGAAUCCUUCACGCACUACGCUUUACGGAGACUUUAGCUAUGUCCACAAUAACUAACGGGAAAGUUCGAGACGAUUUCCGGCUUUUUGCUGGGCGCGCCAACCCGGCAUUAGCGAAGGAGAUUGCUGCGGUUUUAGGGAUUGAAUCGGGGAAAAUUUCAGUCAGCACGUUUCCCGGAGAUGAAACCCACGCCCAAAUUGAAGAGAGUAUCCGGGGGGCUGAUAUCUAUAUUGUGCAGCCAACAUGCCCACCAACCAACGAUAAUCUGAUGGAGUUGUUGGUCAUCAUUGACGCGUUGAAACGUGCUUCUGCCCAGCAAAUUACCGCUGUUAUCCCCUAUUUCGGCUAUGCACGACAAGACCAUAAAUCGACAGGGCGAGAGCCGAUUAGUGCGAAACUAGUAGCGAACCUGCUAACAACGGCGGGCGCGAAUCGAGUUGUCGCCGUGGAUCUGCACGCCGCACAGAUCCAAGGUUUCUUUGAUAUCCCCGCUGAUCAUCUGACAGCACUGCCGACACUAGCAGAUUAUUUUAGGGAGAAGCAGAUUGAAGAUGGCGUAAUCGUGUCUCCCGAUGUCGGUCGGGCGAAACUGGCGGAUAAGUAUGUCGAUAUGCUUGGCAUGCCGUUGGCAAUCAUGCACAAACGGCGAAGCGGGACUGGUGGGAGAGAGGUAAAGAUCGUGACUGAAAUCAUCGGUGACGUUGUGGACAAAACCCCAAUUAUCAUUGACGACCUCGUAACAAGUGGGAGCAUCUAUCAACAAGCGGAUGCUAUUGUCGAAGCGGGUGCCAAGCCAGCGUACCUUAGCAUUACGCAUCCGGUGCUUGUUGGUCCUGCUUUGCAACGUCUGAAUCGCCCUUCAAUUCAGGAGGUUGUUGUCACCAAUACAAUUCCCGUCCCCGCUGAGAAACGGAUCGGCAGUAAAAUCAAGGUGCUGUCCAUUGCCCCACUUCUCGCCGAGGCGAUUCUGAGGAUUCAUCAGCGACGUUCCGUGAGUCAGGUCUUCUUUGAUCAGAAACUGGUUUUUCCGGUGUAG
Molecule: messenger RNA, 1536 nt
Organism: Geodia barretti
Lineage: Eukaryota; Metazoa; Porifera; Demospongiae; Tetractinellida; Geodiidae
Source: the annotation of a GenBank genome assembly